ACAAAUGAGUGCAAGGAAAAAGCUAAGCACGUUGUUUCUAAGAUUUAUUGGAAAAUAAAACUGUCGGAAGUAAUAUUUUAUUUAAGAUAAAAUGAAAGUACCCCGCCAGAAAAAUCAAAACAAUCCCGCUCAAAAAAACGUUAAAUCAGAACAAGAAAAUAAAAAUGAAUCACAAAAGAAAGAAGUGAAACGCUAUUUUGAAUUGGAUAAAGCAGACAGUAAAACUGACACAAAAACAGAUGAAGUUAAAGUUUAUAAUGUGAAGGUGACUCCAAGGAUUCUCUGGAAUCAAAAACAGAAGGAUCAAAAAAGAAAAUUCUUAAAAAAUGAAUAUGGAAACACAUUCAGUCAAAGGAAACAGAAGAAAAAGUAUCCAGGGAAAGCUCCUAUUGACCCCAAACGAUUGGAGAAGCAUUCCAGAGGUGAAGGCUUACAAGGAAUUGGUGUUAGAAACCCAAUACAUAAAUUAAAAUUACAAAAAAAAGAAAAAUUAUACCAGAAGGCAUUAGAACAAGCUGCUCGCUCUGAGAUAUUAUUAACUGAAGACCAAGGUUAUGUCGAAUUAGAAGACGAAGAUUCAAAUACUCGAGCUAUAAACCAACAGAUUAUUGCUCGGAAUAUUGAUAUAGCAGCUGCGACAAAAAUAUUUGAAUUAAAUUUAGAUUUUGGUCCAUACAGAGCUAAAUAUUCAAGGAACGGUAGAUAUUUACUAUUAGGCAGCAAAAAAGGGCACCUGGCCUCAUUCGACUGGGUAACGAAAAAGUUAAACUUCGAAAUUAAUGUGAUGGAGUCAAUACAUGACAUCAGUUGGCUACAUAUAGAAACAAUGGUUGCUGCCGCACAGAAGGAUUGGUUGUACAUUUACGAUAACACAGGUACUGAACUACACUGUGUGAAAACGAUCAGCAAAGUACUCAAAAUGGAAUUCUUGCCCUACCACUUUCUGUUGGCAUCUGUGAACGAAUACGGUUUCCUAUCAUGGUUGGAUAUAUCAAUAGGAGAGAUAGCGGGAGAAUGUAACAGCCGGGCAGGAAGACCAAAAGCCAUGACACAUAACCCAUACAACGCCACGCUCUGUCUCGGCGAUUCUAAGGGAGUGGUCUCAUUGUGGGCUCCGACCGUGAAGGAACCCUUAGCAAAGAUCCUGUGCCAUAAAACACCCGUGUCUGCUAUUUCCGUGGACAAUAGGGGAUUGUACAUGGCGACCUCUGGUGUUGACAGAAGUAUAAAAAUUUGGGAUAUAAGGAACUUGGAUGGUCCAUUGCAGCACUAUAAAGUGUGGUCACCACCAGUUGACUUAGACUUCUCGCAGAAAGAUAUGCUUGCUGUGGGGUUCAACGAAACCGUCGAGAUAUACAGUAAUUGUUGCACACAAACUGUAUCAAAACCGUAUUUACGACACAAGAUGGCGAAGACUGUGAAUAAUUUCAAGUUCUGUCCUUUUGAAGAUGUCCUCGGUAUAGGCACUGAUCGUGGUUUCACAAGCAUUAUCGUUCCAGGCAGUGGUGAACCAAACUUCGAUGCUUUGGAAAGCAAUCCGUUCCAAACGAAAAAACAGAGGAAAGAAGCCGAGGUCAAGGCGCUGCUCGAGAAGAUUCCAGCAGAACUUAUCACUCUUAAUCCGUUCGAGGUCACGGAAGUGGAUGUACCUACGAUGAAGGAUAUUAUAGACAGCAAAAAGAAAUUACUGCACGUUAAGCCCAAGAAAGUGGAUAUGACACCGCGUCGCAAAAACAAAGGCCAAACUCAUAUUGCAAGAAAGAAAAUUAUAAAGGAUGCCGCCAGGAGGGACCACAUUGAAAAACUGAAAGCAGCCAGCGCGCUUUAUGAAAAAGAUGAACAAAAGGAAAAACCAGUUAGAAAACAAUCGUUCGGUGUUUUAGAUAGAUUUGUCUCUAAUCCUACUAAAAGUAAAAAAUAAACAAUUAAUUGUAUAACGUCAAUUUUAUU
Molecule: messenger RNA, 1950 nt
Organism: Bombyx mandarina (wild silkworm)
Lineage: Eukaryota; Metazoa; Arthropoda; Insecta; Lepidoptera; Bombycidae
Product: WD repeat-containing protein 46
Biological process (GO): maturation of SSU-rRNA from tricistronic rRNA transcript (SSU-rRNA, 5.8S rRNA, LSU-rRNA)
Cellular component (GO): small-subunit processome; 90S preribosome; nucleolus
Molecular function (GO): protein binding
Source: RefSeq, a predicted model, not a curated record